Coregonus clupeaformis (lake whitefish) is the source of this 2613-nucleotide messenger RNA. Its product is annotated as protein phosphatase 1 regulatory subunit 37. The record is from RefSeq and is a predicted model, not a curated record. The transcript is spliced from 8 exons. The coding region runs from base 1 to 1110 and encodes 369 amino acids. Gene Ontology annotation, molecular function: protein binding. Lineage: Eukaryota; Metazoa; Chordata; Actinopteri; Salmoniformes; Salmonidae.
AUGACUAGACGCAGUGACAGCGAUAAUGACGGAGAGACUUCGUCCCCGUCUCCGUCCUGGCGCCCAAAGAAAUGUAAAGGUGAAAAGCAUGUGUCUUUCCCUCCGGAUGAGGAGAUAGUGUCAGGCUUCGCUGAGCGCAAGGACACAAGCAAUGUUGACAGCCUCACCUUGGCAGAGGUAAUUGAGGCCUACAAGAGGAGCUGCGACAAGCACCAGGUGGAACCUAAACCCAAGAUUCUGGACCAACUUGAGAGUGUGUGUCUGGUGAGGCUGGAUGUAUGUAAUGUGGCCCUGCUGCAGUAUCCAGCCCAGGUCCUGUCAAGAGCCCUCCUCAGAAGCAGACUCACCGUGCUGCACCUCCAAAGCACCUGCCUCAGCGGCAGACCCCUCUUCACGCUUGUGGCUGCUCUGAAGAGCAACAGAGCGCUCCGGGAGCUGUACCUGUCCAACAAUAAUCUGAACAGCGAACAGGACUCUAUGCAGCUAGGAGACCUGCUCAGAUACAACAGCUCCAUCACUACCCUGGACCUCAGCAACAACACCAUAGCAGACUCAGGACUGGAGGAGAUCUGUGAAGGUCUGAGAGUGCAGACAGAUGGACUGAAGGUUCUGAUUCUAUGGAACAACCAGAUCACUCACAAUGGACUAGUCCAUCUAGCCAAAGUUCUGCCUGUCCUAAAGACUCUGGAGACAUUGAACCUGGGGGAGAAUAACCUGCAGAACAGAGGUAUCCACACACUGAGGGAAUCUCUGAUGAUGAACCACUCACUUCUACAGCUAGAACUGAAACACACACACAUCACCUGUGAAGGUGCUGUGGCGUUGGCUGAGUUCCUAGCUGAGAGCCGUCAGAUCCAGCGUCUGGACGUGCGUGAGAACGAGGUCAGGGCUGGAGGUCUCAUGGCCCUCUCUCUGGCCUUACGAAUCAACCACAGCCUCACCUCACUGGACCUGGACCACACACCCAAACAGGAACAGGAGGACUUUCUGAUGGAGACACAGAAGAGUCUACUGAGAGAGAUCAGUGAGCUCUGCAUGGGGAACGCUGCACGCCACCGCAUCGCCACGGAAACAGAGCUGCCGCGGCCCGACUCCUCUGAGGCCCACUGACAACCCCACGACAUGACUGAAAUGGAUACACACGGGCAUACAGACACGCAAAGAAGGAUGCAGUGUUGAAAAGUCACGUGCAUGCAAAGACACACACUUUUAUGUAUCUCUCUCUCACUCUCUCACUCACACACACACUGACGUCCUGUCCCAAUGUCCAUCCCAAACAGCUGACUAGCAGAUCUAUUCGAAUAACAAUUCUAUGGCAAAUAAUGAUAACCAUAAAACUCAAAAUCUGGGUAAUAAACCCGGAGCUCUGCUCUCUAAUGAAACUUGGGGUUGUGUCCCAAAUGGCACCCCUAUUCCCUAUGUAGUGCACUACUUUUGACCCGGGCCAAUGGGGCUUUGGUCAAAAGUAGUGCACUAUGUAGGGAAUAGGGUGACAUUUUGGAUGUAGGCCCAGCCGCCCUGCUGUUCCCAGGCUAAUGUUCCCACCGAGGCUCACACACACUUUCCAUAAAGCAAUAUUGCAAGCCCACUCGAAACGUGAAUCACCUAGAAAUGAAGAGAGCUGUUCUCUCUGUUCUCCACCUCGUUCUCCUCUUCCUCCCCCCGUCUCCCUCGUUUAAUGUCCCCGGAGUGUGACGCGGUCUAAAGCUCUGUUGAUACGGAGAGGUGUGUGUGUGUGUAAAUCCUUGUUUGCUUGUGUUCCAUCAUCACUAAUGUUCACACACUCCUGCAUAGGGGAGCACUCUUGUCUGGUUGUUACUUAUGUUCCACAGCAUCAUCUGCAUGACAGCCACAACUGAACUGAACUCUGCUAACUUACAUUCACACAUGGACAGCCUCAGGUAUGUCACACAGUUUUAGCAACAACAGUUUACCUUCUGUUUUUUAUUGCACUGUCUUGUUUCUUUUAUGAGUUUUCACAUAAUGAAUUUGUACCCUGGUAUUUUUACUGUUAGGAUUCAUGUUCAGGAACUUGAUGUAGUUCUAAACAACACCUACCUACCUGGAUAUGAACAUUUCAAUCAUUGGUUUGGAGCUUCUGGUCAAACUAAUUUAGAUGGACUGAGGGAACAAGGGAUCAACAUGCUUCAAAUCAACAGAGAACAGUACUAUUUUAAUAUUUUAUUAUAUUUCUCUAUCUAUGAUUUUAUAUAUGCAUGAUGAUGUCAUCUCUUUGUUGCUGUGUAUUUGUCACACCUACAAAAAGUGUAUAUUUGUCACACGGAAGAAAAAUAGUCUCUGCAGUUAAAAGGAAUGACAGAACUGCGGCUAAGGAAGGCAUUAUUUGGCUUUGACAUAAGCAUCAUGAUAAUGAGAGCGUGGGCAAAAUGCUUCUCUGCAUAACCACUCUGUUAAUGUAUAGGCUAAUACAUGGUACUUAACGGUACUUACUGUACACCAUUUUCACUUUGAAUCAUACAGGGAUUGAAGUUUGUAGUGAUGUUGAUGGAUUUGUACUUUUUGUGGCUAUAACAGUUACACAACUUUGUGGAGGAGAAACAUUUUAAAUAAUUUGUUGUGUUGCACCUUUUGUUAAAAAAUACCAAAUAAAUA